This is a messenger RNA of Heterostelium album PN500, 3378 nucleotides long. RefSeq lists its product as uncharacterized. Bases 1 to 3378 code for a protein of 1125 amino acids. Gene Ontology annotation, molecular function: protein binding. The transcript is spliced from 2 exons. NCBI's taxonomy places the organism in Eukaryota, Evosea, Eumycetozoa, Acytosteliales, Acytosteliaceae. The record is from RefSeq and is a predicted model, not a curated record.
AUGAAACCACGAAGUACAAAUACAACAACAACAACAGCAAAGUCAGAUGAUCAUUGGAGAUCACUUAGAUCAUUCCAAGUUUUACAGUUGUCGAACGAUGAGUAUUUCAAUCAGUUGAUGCAACAGUGGAAUGAGAUAGGUCAUCGUGUACAACAUCUAACAAAACAAAUCAACGAGCAAAAGAAUGAUGUAAAUCUAAUCAAACUAAGUCUUUAUUAUGUUAAAGAGAAACAUUCUAAUGCUUCAACAACAACAACAACAUCAUCAAAUACAUCAUCUGCAAAGAAAUCAUCAUCAUCAUCAUCAUCAUCAUCUUCUUCAUCUUCAUCAUCUACACCAACAACUACAACGACAACAGUUGGCAAUUUAACAACAGCAGAGAAUAUAAGUAAGAGUUUCGAAAGUAUAAAACAAGCGAUAAUCAAUAACGAGAGGGAAUACCAGUCGUUGGUAGACGAUGAAUGUAAACUCAAUGAAAAGAUAAACAUGUACAUAGAAUCAAAAUUUGAAGAACGAAAGAAUGAGAAUAACAAUCCUUAUAUACUGGAGGAACUACGCUAUGCAUUCCUAUCGAUCAUAGAUUGUAAUAAACGUUCGCAGUAUAUAAGUAGUUCAUUGGAUUAUCAAGAUGAUAACAAUAGCAACAGUAAUAACAACGAUAGCCUUCAUUUCAACACAACAACAUCCAGUAGUAGUAGUACAACUGCUAAUAAUUAUUGUAGUCAUCAUGCAAGUCAUAACACAUAUAACAGCAAUAGCAACAACAACAAUAACAACAAUAGCAGUAAAUUCAAUAUAAACGAUUCAAACAACAAUUCAAAUUCACCACUCUCUUUUUACUCACUUUUGAACAUGCCAUCUAAACAACAAUAUAUUUUUACACAACCACUUGCAGCAAAUAAUAAACCAAAUCAAUGUACACAACCAUCGGUAGAAAAGAUAAAUAUUAAGGAUAAAUGUUUACAGCUUCAAUUAAGAUGGUCUUGUAGUUCGAAUGUUCAGGAGUUUUGUUUGGAGAUGAAAGGUCAAGAAAAUUACGAUGUCAUAUAUCGUGGUCAUAAUAGCUAUUUCACAACACAGCCAUUGGGUAUCGGUGAUUACUACUUUCGUGUACGUGCUACCAACCGUUUUGGUGUUGGUGCUUACAGUACUGAAUUCUUGUAUACCAUUAAAGAGCAACAUCUAACAAAUAACAGUAACAACAACAACAUAGCAAAUAGUAACAGUAGUACAGAGACAAACAACAACAAUAACAAUAGCAAUAAUAAUGAUUCAAAAGAAAAGAAAGAUACUAGCAGUAAUAAUAACAACAACAAUGGUAACAAUGGUAAUAAUAACAAUGGAAAUAAUAACCAAAAUAAUAGCAAUAGUAUUAGUAGUAAACAACAAAAGAAAGAGAAAGAAUUGGCAAGACAACAGUUGGAAGAACAGAAAAAGAUAAAGAAACGUGAGGAAUUAAUACAGGAAGUAAAUAGUUAUUUAAAUCAAUUUCAAAAUAUUAAUAAUAGUAAUAAUGGUAAUAAUAGUAAUGGUAAUGGUAAUAAUAAUAGUAAAUCAGUUGCGAUUAAUGAAGAGGUUGUUACGACAUUACAUGGAUAUCAACAGAGAUUACAAUCAACAGAUUUCAUUGCUAUGAAAGAGAGUAAGAGUUAUAUUGUGUUGUUGGAGAGGUUGGAAUCAACUAGUGGCGAGAUAAAAGAGUUGUUGGCCGCUCAAAAGUUAGUUAGCGACUGGCGUUCGCUGGUGAAGAAAUCGACCAGUGACUAUUUGAAUUCAUCGAGACAGGAUGCCGAUAACGAGCAGUUGGAAACCUUGAUUGGCGUUGUCGAUUCGAUACGCACUGAUUUGCCUGAGCAGGUAAAGUUGGUCAUCUAUCAGAACGUUGUGCAAUCGAUGAAGAAAAAGAUGAGUGGAAACGAUCUGAUAAAGACAAGAUCCAGCGUCAUCUUGGGAUUGUUUGCAAAGAGGACCGAUGUCUUUACGAGUGAAUGUUGUUCCGAGAUGGAAUCACUUGCCAAACAACUAAUGUCAAAGAUUAUCAAGAAGAAAACUAAAAAGGCAACGACAUCAACAUCAACGACAACAACAACAACAACAGCAGCUACAGCAACAGCAAGUGUUACACCAACUUUGGUAGCUACUACUACACCAACACCAGCAGUAAAUAAUAAUAUCAAUAGUGGUAACAAGAAAACUCAACAACCGCAACAACAGCACCCACAACAACAACAGCAACAGCAACAUCAACACCCAAAGAAAGAAAUGUCAACAACCCCACAGAAACUACAUAUAAAGACAACUCCAUUGAUAAAUGUAGAACAAAGACAACCGAAUCCAACAACUUCUUCUUCUUCUUCUCCUCCAUUGAUGAUGAUGAAUGGAAAUAGUCAUAGUAAUCAAAAUAACCAAAAGACAACAGUUAUAGCAACAGUUACAAGUCAACAACCUACAACUAGUUCAACACCAAUUACACUACAGACAGCACUACCACCACCAUCGUUAUUGCAACAAGAGAAUUUACAACCGACAAACAACAUUCCACAGUUACAAUCACAACAAAUCUAUACAAUACCUAUACAUCUUCAGCAUCAUCAUCACCAACAGCAGUUACACCAACAACAACAACAACCACCACCACCAUUUAUCACACAUUCAUCAUCUAUACCAAUCCAAUCACAACCCAUUAUGGUCAAUCAUCAUUUUCACAUUCAUCAUCCACCCAUCAUGCCACUUCCAAGUGGUUUCACCAGUAGCAGUAUGACAAAUCACUAUCCACAUCAAUCACAACAAGACUCCCUACUGAAACAGAUCUAUUUGUCAACAACUCCACCAAAUUAUGAUGAGAAACAUCUAGUCAAAGAGACUAGACAAAAGAAUAUGCCAACACCUGAUCAACUCAUUGUUUCACCACCCAAACAUAAUCUUCAUCGUACAAAUAACAAUAACAAUAACAACAGUAUCAACAACAACAACAACAACACAAACAACAAUACCUCAGAUCCAUUUAGCAAUAACAACAAUAACCUUUUUAACAGCAACACUACAACUAUCAACAAUAAACCAACAUUCAACAGUAACAACAACAAUAAUAAUUUAACACACAGUCCAUUCCAAUGGUCAGGAUUUCCAUCGAUUUUGACCAAUUUGACAUCACCGUUUGCCUAUCUCAAUCAAUCACCGACACCUUCAACCGAUAACUAUUUUAACAACAAUAACCAUAACACCGUCAAUAACCUCAAUCAACAACAAUCAUUAUUCUUUGACCCACAGCCUUUUAAUCAGGAUCAUCCACCAACGAUCGCUCAAAUGAAUGGAUCUUCAUCUCAACAACUUCAGGAUAUUCUAGCAUCACUCUCUCUUGACGACUAUGAUAUUUAG